AUGGCAACUGUCGGCGGCGCAUUCAAGGACUCUCUCACUCAGGCUCAAAAGGACGAGCUCCAUCAGAUCGCUCUCAAGAUCGUUCAAGAUGGAAAGGGAAUCCUCGCCGCUGAUGAGUCAACUGGCACCAUUGGAAAACGACUCGACGCCAUCAAUCUCGAGAACAACGAGAAGAACCGUCAGAAGUACCGUCAACUUCUCUUCACCACCCCUAACCUCAACCAACACAUCUCUGGAGUGAUUCUCUAUGAGGAGACUUUCCACCAAAGCACUGAUAAGGGAGAGAAAUUCACCGAUGUUCUUAUCAAGCAAGGCAUCGUUCCAGGAAUCAAGCUCGAUCUUGGAGUCGUCCCAUUGGCUGGAACCAUCGGAGAGGGAACCACCCAAGGACUUGACAAGCUUGCUGAGCGUGCUGCCGCAUUCAAGAAGGGAGGAUGUGGAUUCGCCAAGUGGCGUUGUGUUCUCAACAUUGGAACCCACACCCCAUCCCACCUCGGAAUGCUCGAGAACGCCAACGUUCUCGCCAGAUACGCCUCUAUCUGCCAAGCCAACGGACUCGUCCCAAUUGUUGAGCCAGAGGUUCUCUGCGACGGAGAGCAUGAUUUGGCUCGCGCCCAGAAGGUUACCGAGCAGGUCCUCGCCUUCGUCUACAAGGCACUCGCCGACCAUCACGUCUACCUCGAGGGAACUCUUCUUAAGCCAAACAUGGUCACUCCAGGACAAUCCAGCACAUCUAAGGCCACUCACGAGGAGAUCGGAUUGGCUACCGUCACUGCCUUGAGACGUGGAGUCCCAGCCGCCGUUCCAGGAAUCACCUUCCUUUCCGGAGGGCAAUCAGAACUCGAUGCUACUGCUAACCUCAACGCUAUUAACACUGCUCCACUUGGCAAACCAUGGAAGCUCACCUUCUCCUACGGACGUGCCCUUCAAGCUUCCGUGCUCAAGGCUUGGGGAGGAAAGGACGAGAACAUUCCAGCUGCCCAGAAGACCCUUCUCCACCGUUCCAAAGCCAAUGGAGAUGCUUCCCUCGGAAAGUACGCCGGAGAGGAUGCUGCUGGAGCUGCCGCCGAGUCGCUGUUCGUUGCCAAACAUUCCUAUUAA
Caenorhabditis briggsae is the source of this 1101-nucleotide messenger RNA. It is a transcript of the gene Cbr-aldo-2, whose product is annotated as Protein CBR-ALDO-2. Gene Ontology annotation, cellular component: cytosol. The record is from RefSeq and is a predicted model, not a curated record. Gene Ontology annotation, biological process: fructose 1,6-bisphosphate metabolic process; glycolytic process. The transcript has 4 exons. NCBI's taxonomy places the organism in Eukaryota, Metazoa, Nematoda, Chromadorea, Rhabditida, Rhabditidae. Bases 1 to 1101 code for a protein of 366 amino acids. Gene Ontology annotation, molecular function: fructose-bisphosphate aldolase activity.